CACUCUACAUUUCCUUCUCUCUUUCGUUGAGUUUGUCCUUCUUUCUCUCUUAUCCUGUCACUGCAGUGUUUAUAUUUACACUCGCGGUCGGCGAUUAGUAAACUAAGUUGACAGAAAAAAAUGGAGGAUUCCAAUGAGGUGCUAGUCUGUGCAGCAGAGUUUUUGAAGGAUCGGUUAUACUUUGUCACACUGAGGACAACAGUGAAGCCUCGAAGCACCUCUAACACCCAUUACUUCAGUAUUGACGAUGAGCUCAUCUAUGAGAACUUCUAUGCUGAUUUUGGACCCUUGAAUCUUGCAAUGCUUCAUCGUUAUUGUCAGAAAGUGAACAAGAAACUGAAGGCGGUCACUCUGAGCAAGAAGAAAAUUGUCCACUACACUGUGAUGGACCCUCAGAAGCGCGUAAACGCUGCAUUUCUUAUCGCUAGCUAUGUGAUAAUCUAUUGGAAACGUAGUGCCGAAGAAGCCUAUGAUAUUUUGAUAGCCAGCCCAACAAGUCCACCACUCAUAAUGUUUCGAGAUGCCUCUCUGGGUCCACCGUGCUACCAGAUAUCAUUAAAAGAAUGCCUCCGUGCCAUCCACAAGUGCUAUUCUUUGGGAUUUUUCAAUUUUCGUGAUUUUCACCGUGAAGAGUAUGAAUACUUUGAGCGCGUGGAAAACGGCGACAUGAAUUGGAUAGUUCCAGGAAAAUUUAUUGCAUUUUGCGGACCCCAUGCUAAAUCGAAAAUUGAAAAUGGGUAUCCCCUACAUGCUCCGGAAUCUUACUUUGCAUACUUUCGCCGUAACAAUGUUUCGACGAUAGUUCGGCUUAAUAAGAAAAUUUACGAAGCCUCUAGAUUUGUCGAAGCUGGCUUUGAACACAAGGAGUUGUUCUUCAUAGAUGGUUCGACGCCCACUAAUUCUAUAAUGCAACAGUUUCUGAAAAUAGCUGAAACUGCACCUGGUGCUGUCGCGGUACAUUGCAAAGCUGGCCUUGGUAGAACAGGAUCCCUUAUCGGCUGUUAUAUCAUGAAACAUUACCAUCUUACAGCUCGGGAAACCAUUGCAUGGAUCAGAAUAUGUAGACCUGGUUCGGUAAUCGGCCACCAACAACACUGGCUCGAGGAAAAAGAAGCUUACCUUCAUUCCUUACUGAAGGUACCGCUGCGUCCUGAGAACGGAAAUCCCGUGCAUCAGUUUGGGAUAUAUUCAGUGGCUGGAAGACCCGGUGGAUUGUCCUUAUCUGGUCUGCGAAAUUCUCGUUUAGUUCAAGACAAUGUCUCAGGGAUCAUGCACCGUGUCGAUGGUAUAAAACUUGACGAUCCUGGGCCGCUUCCAGGCAUUGUAGUACCAAAAAUCUCAGUGUUAACUCAAGGCGAUAAGUUGAAUCAGAUAAAAGCAUCACGACGCAGCAUCAUACCUUCUUGUCAAUCGUCUCUGGGCGGUAUAUCGAGCCCUUCGACUGUUGCACAUCCUUACCUGGGACCUUUGCUUCAAACAAGGAGUCAGAAAGGAACCGCCAGCUUGGCUAGUAACAAGGACAAAGAAGUACCUAAACGACUCCUCGGCCGUGCAGCUACUACAACGAUUGUAAAGAGAAAUAGUUGGCUGGUCACUAACAACUGCGAAUCAAGUGUGCGCCGUAUCAAUUCCAAAGCAACAACACAGAUUCGUAGUAUCAACAACAAUCGCAAUCACAUCAACAACAACAAUAGCAACAAUGUCAACAACGAUGUGGAUUCAACGAGUCCGGUAACUUCCAGUUCUGUAUCAAAGCCAGUUACAAGGUCCAGUGUCAGAGCUUCGUGUGUUACCGAAGCUCGCACUGCUGUUGCAACUACAAACCGCGCAGCUCUGCAGCCCCAACCGGGCAUGAAUAUGAUUCUGCGAUCAGCAGAUCGUGUCACACGAUAUCAUUCACUGAGACACAGCGCGCGCACAACAAAAAGUUACAAAACAGCAUUUGUCAGAUGACUAACCGAUAUUCUCAGAGAUGUCAGAGACGAUAGGGUGGCCAUCCGUAUAUCUCACCAACGUAGGAGAUCUUGCCGCCUAAAUCCCAUCGCUCAGUGAGAUAAGCAUCACCACGUCGACAAUGUAGCCGAGGUUCAAGCAUUGAAGCAAAGAACGCGGAUCUCAUGGUGCCGAAAUGCGAAUAUCCUGUGCGUAUGAUAUAGUAACCGACGAUUCACAACCAUCAUGCUGUCAACACGAUUGGUUUGCCCCCCCCUUUCAACCGGAUCAUGGUUUUCAUUCUUGUGACUAAUCUCUUAUCCGUGAUUUUAUCUCCUAGCUUCUCAUUUUUAUUGCAUAUAACAAUUUUAAUCCGCUUCAGUCAACUAAUUGUUACAAUUUCUUCACGCGAAUGACACGCGAGCAGUAGAUUGAGCCUACCAUCCGUUAGUAUGGGUAUUAUAUUAGAUGACAAAUCACGGCAUUUUGUCACACGUUGAAUAUUGUCUUGGAGUUGGCCAUUUGCAAUUAAGGUAUAAGCAAACUUACAGUGAAAAAUGCAAGACUUGGUGAAUUGGUCUGCUUCAAGAGAUUGUCCCUACAUACAUACGUAUAUAUGUAUACAAUGCAUGCACGAAAGAUGAUUUCUCAAACAUGGUUUCGCGGAGGUGGGGGGUGGGGGGACGUUUAUUAGAAAACUGCACAUCCGAAAUAUGGAGCUAAUUACUCCGAAUUGCUAUUCCCUUUUUGAAACGCAUGAAUAUUAGUAAUUGAACGUAGAUUAUUCAUGGCAAUCUAUAUUUAAUUUACCGUCAAUUUUACACAACAAUUAUUCACUGUUGGCUUACUUAUAGAGAUUACAUUCACACUGUCCGUACUUUUCGAUGAUUCGUGCUGUAAUAAAUUUGAUUGUUAAUUAUUAUUGAAAUACUGAGCUAUUAUAUUAUAUUAUAUUAUAUUAUAUUAUAUUAUAUUAUAUUAUAUUAUAUUAUAUUAUAUUAGAGUCGCGGAAAUUGUACGUAUAUACUGAAAAUCAUAUUAGCCAUUUUAAAAUAGAUUUAAUAAGAGUUGAAACAAUUCAGAGCUCUAUGACAAGAAAUUUCAUCAUCGUAGUGCCAACAAGGAGAGGGAGAAAGAGAGAUAAGCAGAUACAUAUAGAUGGUGGAAAGCGUUAACUUUACGGUGAAACGACAUUAUUCUACAAAUGUACAAGCCCAGAUUCACAACGCAAGCUACGAGUGCACGAACAACCGAAAAUAUGAGCUGACUGACACAUUCGUCUUUGUAAAUGGCUAUGUAUUUUGUACAUACUUACAAGGAAUCAACCAAUAGUUUCAUCCUUGGUGUAACAUUGAAAAAGUCUUUCUGUAGAGAAAUGUACAAGUACUAUCAUAAUUACAGUUAAACAAAUUAACAGUAGGUUUGAUACAUUAACACUUUCUAAACGCAGUAAAGUUUAUCGAUUUUAUAGUAACAUAAAGACUUAUUGUACUAAUGUAGGUUUACGCUUUUAUUUUUUUUUCACUCUUUAGGUAUAUGUAACAUUUUUAAGAAUUUUGUCAAUGAUUUUAAAAUUAAUUAAAAACUGGAAACUUACUUCGUUGCUUGACAUACUACGAUCUUUUCUCUGGUCAGAUGCAAAUGUUAAAUCAGUCGUAUUAUCAUUUUAUUCUCGAUGUAGACAUAGUUUGCAAUAUAGCAAUCAGGUGUAAGCUACGGCAUCGUACAGAUAUUGGACAUAGAGAAGGAUCUACUUACUGACAUCUUUCACCAGUAGCAGUGCGCUGACCUGGUUUGAAAUUAUCCUCCGUUUCAAUUUGAAUUCAAUGUAUUUUCCUAUUGCGGAAGAUGAUCGAAAUAUAACAAAGAUAGUUUAAAAUGACUGGACCCCAUUAAUGCAGCACUACAUCAAAAUAUGUUCUGCAACAGUAUCAUUGCAUCAUGGUCAGUACGAAGUUUAUAUUAUAGAAAACAUGUAGGAUACAAAACCAUAAAUUUUAUCAAUCCCAAUAGUUGCAUCGUGAGAAACUGAUAAAUUUCAAAAAUAUUCGAUUUCGAGUAGGUUUUUUUUUUUAAUAUUACAUUUCAUUUUAACCCGGUACCAACGUUUUCAUUUCACGUCGUACCACUUUCUUAUGCAUAAGUACAAAGCACCCAAAUUUAUUGGAACUCGAAAUUUAAGUCACGGUUAUCAUUCGCCUGCUGUAUUAUUAUCCAUAACAUUCGAAACAUGUAUUUUUCUAUCAAUUAGGUAUCACAUUGCAGUGGAUUCUUUGUAGAGAUAUAUCAAUUUAUUUCUGCAAGGAAUAAUUGAAAGGAUACGUCACAUGACAUUGGAUGAUAUAAGAUAUCAAUGCAUUAGCUUAGAAUAAAUAUUUUUUUUUUUUGUCAAAGCGUAAAAAUUUAUUUAAGAGUAUAAAAUACAAGCUGUCUAUAGGAUAGAGUACGGCUAUUUUAGAAAAUAUAAAAUCCCAGGUCGGUGUCAACUUCACAAAUAUUUUAUCAAUGUUGUGUUGUUCGCGCAGCUGUAAUAUUUACAGAAACAGCGUUAACUUAUGAAUAACGAUAAGAUAUUUGUAAUUACAAAUAUGAAUAAAUCAUCGCAAUGGUUAUUUUCCUGAAA
Messenger RNA from Neodiprion virginianus, 4555 nucleotides. It is a transcript of the gene cdc14, whose product is annotated as dual specificity protein phosphatase CDC14A-like. Gene Ontology annotation, biological process: microtubule cytoskeleton organization; positive regulation of cytokinesis; protein dephosphorylation. Lineage: Eukaryota; Metazoa; Arthropoda; Insecta; Hymenoptera; Diprionidae. The record is from RefSeq and is a predicted model, not a curated record. Bases 121 to 1953 code for a protein of 610 amino acids. Gene Ontology annotation, cellular component: kinociliary basal body; mitotic spindle; centrosome. Gene Ontology annotation, molecular function: protein tyrosine/serine/threonine phosphatase activity; protein serine/threonine phosphatase activity. The transcript has 9 exons.